This is a messenger RNA of Xiphias gladius (swordfish), 1708 nucleotides long. RefSeq names its product ubiquitin-like modifier activating enzyme 5 (gene uba5). The transcript is spliced from 13 exons. The coding region runs from base 395 to 1477 and encodes 360 amino acids. Gene Ontology annotation, biological process: protein ufmylation. The record is from RefSeq and is a predicted model, not a curated record. NCBI's taxonomy places the organism in Eukaryota, Metazoa, Chordata, Actinopteri, Istiophoriformes, Xiphiidae. Gene Ontology annotation, cellular component: cytoplasm; cytosol. Gene Ontology annotation, molecular function: UFM1 activating enzyme activity.
UUUGACUGACCAGCACUUAAAAGACAAUAAUGUGUUAGCGUGUUUGCAGUAAACUAGCCUAUCAUGAUUUGCGCAAUAUUAACUUUCUAUUGCUUGCUCGUUUAAUGUAGCUGACAAACUAGGAAACAAAACAACGCUAUCCGUCUUACCUGUAUUGUCUGACAAUGAGUGUGUUAUUAUUUGACUGGGCAGACAAAUGUCACUGACGUCUGCCAACACUGAAUUUGUGUUGUUGUCGUACAGGAGUUGUCAGCUCUUCCACUUUCUCAGAUUGGAUUAGUCGUUUCCAGAGGAACUGAAGCUGCGGGUGAGAGAGCUGGAAAAUGAGUUGAUAAAGUGUAAGCAGAAGCAGUGUUCCACGGAGGAUGCGCUUCAAAGACCGAAAAUUGACAAAAUGAGCGCUGAAGUGGUGGAUUCCAACCCAUACAGUCGUCUUAUGGCUUUAAAGAGGAUGGGCAUCGUGGAUGAUUAUGAGAAAAUCCGGACAUUCACAGUAGCUGUGGUUGGUGUUGGCGGAGUAGGCAGUGUGACAGCUGAAAUGCUCACAAGAUGUGGCAUUGGUAAGUUGCUCCUCUUUGACUAUGAUAAAGUAGAGCUGGCCAAUAUGAACCGACUGUUCUUCCAACCUCACCAGGCAGGCCUCAGUAAGGUGGAAGCAGCAGAACACACUCUCAGAAACAUCAAUCCAGAUGUGUCAUUUGAGACCCACAACUACAAUAUUACCACCAUGGAAAACUUUACACAUUUCAUGGAUCGCGUUAGUCAUGGAGGGCUUGAAGAAGGGAUGCCAGUAGAUUUGGUCCUGAGCUGUGUGGACAACUUUGAGGCCAGAAUGGCCAUUAAUACAGCAUGUAAUGAACUAGGUCAGAUCUGGAUGGAGUCUGGUGUCAGCGAGAACGCUGUAUCAGGACACAUCCAGCUCAUCAUUCCUGGAGAGACGGCCUGCUUUGCUUGUGCUCCUCCCCUGGUGGUGGCAGCUAACAUUGAUGAGAAGACCCUAAAGAGGGAGGGUGUCUGUGCUGCCAGCUUACCAACAACCAUGGGUGUGGUUGCAGGCAUCCUGGUCCAAAAUGUCCUCAAGUAUCUGCUGAAGUUUGGUACUGUCAGUUAUUAUCUUGGCUACAACGCCAUGCAGGACUUCUUUCCCACCAUGGCCAUGAAAGCCAACCCCCAGUGUAACGACCGCCAUUGCAGGAGACAACAGGAGGAGUACAAGAAGAAAGAAGCCGAGCGACCCAAGGAGGAAGUUGUAGAGGUAGAGGAGGAGGUUGUACACGAAGACAAUGAGUGGGGUAUUGAACUAGUAUCAGAGGUGACUGACACAGAGUUACAGGCUGCAUCAGGCAUUGUGCCUGACCUCCCAGAAGGCAUCACUGUGGCUUACACCAUUCCAGCUGAGGAUACACCAAGUGGAGAGACAGUGGGGGAGACUGAGCAGAGCCUAGAGGAGUUAAUGGCUCAGAUGAAAAAGUUGUAAUCAGCAAUCUGAAGGCACAUUUCUGCUUUUCAGAUAAAACAUGCCUUUUCUCACAUGCAUUUUCCAUUGCUUUCUUUAAUAAUAAACAAUCUAAUGAUGGCUGCUUGGGGACAAAAAAGUGAAAGCCAAUUGGUGACAACCCAGAAUUUAUUCCUUCUAACAGCUAAAAAAGGGAAAUGCAUGUAAAGUGCCACUGAUGGCAUUACUUUAGUGAAAAAAAAAAAAAAAAAG